Molecule: messenger RNA, 954 nt
Organism: Ophidiomyces ophidiicola
Lineage: Eukaryota; Fungi; Ascomycota; Eurotiomycetes; Onygenales; Onygenaceae
Gene: CSM3
Product: chromosome segregation in meiosis- protein
Exons: 3
Coding region: 1-954 (317 amino acids)
Biological process (GO): replication fork processing; DNA damage response; replication fork arrest
Cellular component (GO): replication fork protection complex; nucleus
Molecular function (GO): DNA binding
Source: RefSeq, a predicted model, not a curated record
AUGGCAGGCAACUCAGCGAUCGAUGACCUCUUUGACUAUGAUGCGGGGAUUGAACAUUUACUACGAGAUCCAGAAGAAGACCGAAAUACUCAAGAUGCAUCCAAACAAUCUAGGGCAGUCACAGACGGCAAAAACGAUAAUUUAGGGAUUGAUGAGGAGAUUAAAGUUACAAAGAGAAGAGUACCACCCGCGAAGCUUGAUGAGACUCGCUUGCUUUCACAGGCAGGUAUUCCUAAACUCCGAAAAUCCGCGAAAACAAAACUGAAAUUCCACGGCAAACGACAUGAGUUCUCCGAUGUGGCUCAUCUGCUUAAUUUUUAUCAGCUGUGGCUUGAUGAUCUUUAUCCCCGCUCAAAAUUCGCGGAUGGACUCGAUAUUAUUGAAAAACUUGGCCAUUCGAAACGCAUGCAAGUGAUGCGAAAAGAAUGGAUUGAAGAAGGCAAGCCCGGGAGGAGUCCCUUACAUACGUCCAAUACCACGUCGAGAGACCAAGCUCCAGUAGACAUCAGCGUUGACAACCAGCCAAACCCAACGAAAGCACCUACACCUCCACUAUUUGUGGGGGGGCCGGACACAAAUCAAACAAAUAACCUGUUCGAAAGCCGUGGAAAUUCUCCUGUUCCUGAAGAUUCUACCCUCGCAUUUUCUAUAUUUGGGAAUAGCACGCAAAUACAGCAAGAUCAAGAGAGUGACGAUAGACUUUCUGUCCCUGUAGAAGGAAACCUUUCUUCUAUUCAAAAUCCACUACUAGAAGCUACCACAAAUAAACCCCAAAUAAACCAGCUAAAGUCGAUAGGGCCUAUUGAACAGAUAGUAGAUGAAGAGGAUGAUUUAGACGCUCUUCUCGCUGAAGCUGAGGGUAUAUCAAGAAUUGUCCCCGGAGACAAAGGGAUCGGUCCUGUGGUAGAGGAUUUCGAUGACGAACUCGACAUUAUGAACGAAUUUGGAUUGUGA